AUGUAUAUUGGCAGUGUUGUUGUCGUUGCCUAUUUUUGGCGUCUUCGACAAGCUUACGAAUUUUUCAAGCGAUUAAAUAUUCCUGGUCCACCACCAAUACUUUUUUUUGGUAAUUUUCUCGAGCUUAUUAAAAGUAAACGAUUAUCAAUUUCAAUGAAACAAUGGACAGAAAAAUAUGGUCGUAUUUUUGGAUAUUUCGAAGGACAUACACCAAUUUUAGUUAUAUCUGAUCCAGAUAUAUUACAAGAUGUUUUUAUUAAAUCAUUUUCAAAUUUUCAUUCUCGUCGUCCUUUUGCAUUCGAAGAACAACAUACUAAAAAAGUACAUCUUUUCAGUGCUACUGGUCUUCGUUGGAAACGACAAAGAUUUGUUAUUAAUCCAACAUUUUCAUCGGCUAAACUAAAACAAAUGUCUCCAGUUAUUCAUCGAUGUAUUGGCAUAUUCAUGAAAAAAAUGUCCGAACAAUAUAAUAAGGGCCAACCAUUUGAUAUCUAUGCAUAUUUUAAAAGAUUCACUAUGGAUACUAUAUGGUCAUGUGGUUUUGGACUUGAAACAGAUAUGCAAAAUAAUAUUAAUAAUCCAUAUUUAAUUUUUUCACAAAAUAUAUUCAACGAAGAUAAUACUUUCAGAAUUUUAGUACUUUUAUCUUUGUUUAUCACAGAAUUAAAUACUGUUUGGCUUAAAUUGUAUCAUAUAAGCAAUUUUAUACGUUAUUGGCUUCCACGUAUUUUUCCAUUGACAAGGAAAUUUAUUCAAGAAAUACCAGACCUAUGGAUUAUAAGACAAGCAUAUACAAUGAUGGAAAAACGUGGACAAAUGGCCUCAACAAAUCGAACAGAUUUAAUCCAAUUAAUGCUUGAAUCAGCAUCAAACGAAGAUCUUAUUCAAGAUGAUAAAGCGUCUGCUGUUAGAGAAGAAGAAAAAGAUAACGAGCCACUAUUUAUUCGAAAACUUACUAAACAUGAAAUUGCAACUAACAUUUAUCUAUUUAUGAUUGCCGGUUAUGAAACAACAAGUACAGCACUUAGUUAUAUUACUUAUGUUCUUGCAACUCAUCUAAAUGAACAACAAAAAUUACAACACGAGAUUGAUACUCACUUCAAUCCUGAAACCGAUGAUGAUAUGCCAUCUUAUGAUACAGUUUUACAAAUAGAAUAUUUAGAUAUGUUUAUUCGAGAAACACUUCGCAUGUAUCCUAUAGCGCCAGUAGUAGUCAAUCGUCAAAGUUCAGAAGAUUUUCAUAUCAAAGGUAUUGGUACGAUUCCAGCUGGUACAUCUAUUGCUGUUGAUAUGUAUAGUUUACAUUAUGAUCCUGAUUUGUGGGGUCCUGUUGAUCCACAUAUAUUUUAUCCUGAACGAUUUGAAACAAAACGACAUGCAAUGGCAUGGGUUCCAUUUGGAGCUGGACCAAGAAAUUGUGUUGGAAUGCGUUUUGCUUUGAUUGAACUCAAAAUGGCACUUGUUCGUCUUCUCAAAACAUAUUCAAUAGUCGAUUGUGGUGAUCAAACAUGUAAACCAUUUGUAAAUCUCAAAGAAUAUAUCGUAAUUGCACCAGAACAAGUUAUUGUUCGUUUACAACGUCGAGAUGAACAUUAA
This is a messenger RNA of Rotaria sordida, 1596 nucleotides long. The record is from the annotation of a GenBank genome assembly. Lineage: Eukaryota; Metazoa; Rotifera; Eurotatoria; Philodinida; Philodinidae.